AAUGCCCGGUUGCACCAACAUAUCUUAAGCCUAAGACGUAACUUAAGCUCAGCUUAUGAAAUAUACGCGUUGCACCAUGAGUCCUCGUUAUUCUCAGCUUAAGUUGCCGUAUGAGUUUGACAUACAAACUAGCCUCAAAAAAUUGACAAUUGUGUGUAUGGUUGAAUGUUGUGUUGUGAAAUACAGAUACAGAUUUAUAUUAAAAAUGGAUAUUAAUUUUGUGGAUUUGAUAGAACAUAUCGACAUUGUAGACGAAGAACAGUACGUGCCACUAUUUGCGCUUAUCCCUCGCAAGGUAUUUGUUCGUAAAAAUCCCUUUGAUAAAUACGGGGAUGCCGAAUUUUUUGUACGAUUUCGACUAACAAAAGAAUGUGUCCUGCAUAUUUUGGAAAUAGUGGAACCAGAAUUAGAAUAUAUGCAUAAUUUGAAUAAUUCCCUAAGUCCAAUCAAUCAACUCUUGGUAACUUUGAGGAUGUAUGCCACAGGAUCACAUUUGGUCACAAUAGGCGAUUUUAUAGAAGCUGACAAAUCGACUAUGUCUAGGAUUGUGAAGAAAGUUACAGGAUGUUUGGCAUCUUUACGGCCUAAUUAUAUUAAAAUGCCACAAACCGAACCAACCAUAAAUCAAAGACAACAGGAAUUUUAUGAAAUUGCACGAUUUCCUAGAGUCAUUGGGGCGAUUGAUGGUUGUCAUGUGAAAAUAAAUCAUCCAGGUGGAGAAGAUGGCGAAAUCUAUAGAAAUAGGAAAUCAUAUUUUUCUAUAAAUGUUCAAGCAGUAGUCAGUGCAAAUUUUUUAUUUCAAGAUAUAGUAGCGAGAUGGCCAGGUUCUGCCCAUGAUUCUACGAUUUUCAAUAAUAGCAGAGUGAAACAGAGAUUUGAAGAAGGAGAAUUUGGCAACGGCAUCUUGUUAGGAGAUAGUGGAUAUAUGGUGCACAAUUAUCUAUUGACUCCUUUCCUAAAUCCAAGUACCGAAGGCGAAAGGCAGUACAACAUCAGCCUAGUUCAAAGCAGAGUAAAGGUGGAAAACACAUUUGGUAUUUGGAAGAGGAGGUUUCCUAUUUUGGCAUAUGGUUGUCGUUUACAACUUGAAACAACAUUAAAUAUUAUUGUUGCAACUGCAGUAUUGCAUAAUAUUGCACAAUUAAAUGGGGAGCCUGAACCGCCUCUUGAUAAUGUUAAUGCAGAAGAGUUUGAAGAUUUAGUACAAAAUGGGAAUAUACCUGCAGCACCAGCCCCUAAUAAUGUUAUUAGGGAUUUUCGCAGGGAACUUGUAGACAAUUAUUUUACUAGAAUCUAAAAAUAGAUAAGACUUAAAUUUAUUGUUACUACUACAUGGUAGGGAAUCCUAGUUUUAAGUUUAAUUUAUGUAUAUAUUUUGUAAUAAAAUUUAAUGAUUUUUUUAUU
Molecule: messenger RNA, 1404 nt
Organism: Diabrotica virgifera virgifera (western corn rootworm)
Lineage: Eukaryota; Metazoa; Arthropoda; Insecta; Coleoptera; Chrysomelidae
Product: putative nuclease HARBI1
Exons: 4
Coding region: 56-1297 (413 amino acids)
Source: RefSeq, a predicted model, not a curated record